AUGAAUGAUAACGGUUCUGGACGAACAAAAUCCCAGGCUUCAUCAUUCGUGGACCACCGGCGGGUCCGAUGUGUCGCUGGGAGUGGCGGCAACGGAAUGGUCUCAUUUUUCCGUGGAUAUCGGAAACCUUUUGGAGGUCCUGAUGGCGGCGACGGUGGCAACGGCGGUCAUGUCGUUUUCAAAGGUUUUUGUGUCAUUUUUCUGGUUUUGAAGACAUACUCCGUUUUUCGCGACUUGAAACUACUUCUUUUCUCUGCGCCUUCCUCGUCUCUCCUAUUUUUAUUUUUCUCUGAUUUGCCGGUGAGGGAGACGCGGACACUAGAAAACUGUCAAGUCGCGAAGGACGGACAGCACGUUUUUUGAGUUUAUGAUCAAAAAUUGUCUUCCAGCUCACAAAAACACAAAAGACUUGGGACAUUUGAACUCUGUGAUUCGGGCCAAGGAUGGAGAAUAUGGGCGGUCAGUUUUUCGGGGUUGUAAUGAGGGAAAUAGUUGGUUCAGAACUUUUUCAAAAGUUGAAAAAAGAGGGAAUAUACUGAGAAAAUUUGGAUGGGUCCCUAUAGGGAGUGUAAUAAGGACAAGGCACCCCUAUAGGGACCCCUCAAACGAUGUCGGAGGGGUCCCUAUAGGGCUCCAAAUUAAAGGGGCCCUUGCAGGACGAAAAACAUCCAGUUGACCGAUGUUGUCGGACUGAAAAAAAUAUUCAAUUCACCUUUUCAAAUCCGUAAUUAUCAACUUUAUUCAUAAGGAAGUAAGAAAAUAAUUGCAGAACAAAAUCCUGCCAUGGAAAGUCGGCGGAUCACAAGGAAGUCCUUGUUCCCGUUGGAACGGUUUUUAAAUGCGACCAGAAGACGGUCUUCGAAAUCAAUCGCGAAAAUGAGGUUGAAACAGUGAACUCAAUUAAAAAUUCAGUUCAUUUUAAGAUAUUUAUCGCGGCUCGCGGUGGAGUCGGAGGUCGGGGCAACGAAUUUUACGUCUCCAAUGAAGUUAGGAAACCUUUCAAGGCGGAAUUCGGGGGACAGGGCGAGGAAGUGGGUUUUUAAGUGAUUUUGAAGAGAUUUGAGAGGUCAAAAACUCCAAGUUUUGGAAUUACUUGGACAUUUUUAACCGCAAAUUUUAAAUAAGUCAUGUAAAUUUAAAAAAAAAUAAUUUUUUUAAGCUCGUCUAUGACGUUGAAAUGCGAAUGAUGGCGACUGCGGGCCUUGUCGGCUUCCCGAACGCCGGAAAAUCGUCCGUUUUUUCCUUUUUAUUCGAUAAAAAUGGGAUAUUUUAGUUCCCUACUCCGCGCGAUUUCAAGAGCCAAGCCAAAAGUUGCCGCCUAUCCCUUCACGACCUUGAGACCGCAUGUUGGGAUGGUCUUCUAUGAGGAUCAACAGCAGAUUUCUGGUUUAUCUCCAUGAAAAAAAAAAUAGAAAAUGAAGUCCUGAAUUCCCACUAGACUCAACAAAUGUGACAAGAAUAACGAAUUUUUCCAAUUUUUUUAAACGAGUUGAAAGUUCUGAGAUCACCUGUUUGACAAUUUUCUCGUAAGCGAAGUUCAAAAGGAGCUAAAGAAAAAUAAUUUCGAGAACCUUUUUAUAGUCUAAUAAAUAACUUUUGAAAAGCUUCAAAAAAAAACCUUUUUAAUAGAAAAAGCGAUUUAAAAAUCGUUAUCCUUGUAAAAAAAGAAAAAAGGGAUUUAGUUUGGCAAUUUAAAAAAAUCCAUUUUCUUCGAAAAAAAUAAAAUGCAUCUUCUAAAGCCUUUCUGACUGUUCUCCCUUAAGUGGCCGACAUUCCUGGUUUGAUCGUCGAUGCUCACAAAAACCGAGGUCUUGGCGUUGCUUUCCUGAAACACAUUGAACGAUGCCGGUAAAUUCAUCAGAACGAAAGAAAAAAGAUAAUUCAUUGAAUUUAAAGAUUUCUUUGGUUUGUCUUGGACUAUUCAGCUGGCCAACUCACGGAACAGUAUGAAUGUCUAAAACAUGAAUUGGAAGGUAAAUUGAAAAACUAAAAUUAAAAAAUGAUGAAAAGGAGAAAUUUCAACAUUUGUCGUAAAGUAAAAUGUCUUUUCCGCAGAAUGUUAGUGUUUGCAUACUUUUGCCAUACCGUGAUCGUAAUUGGGAAAAAUUUGGUUUUUGUUGUAUUUUUUUCCUCUGGGUUAAUUUGCGAUUCAAAACUUCAUUUCACUCACUUUGAAAUGACUUUUUCAGGGUACAAGCCAGGUUUGUCAGAAAGAAGUUCUACAAUUGUUGUGAAUAAGAUCGACCUAGCUGAACAGGAUAAGGUGAAAAUAAAGUUCAAUGAGCUUUCAAUUAACUGGAAAUAAAUUCAGGACGAGAAUCUACAAUCCCUUUUCCCCAACCUGCCGCUUUUUUCCGUUUCUGCAAUGCAUGGAAUCGGUUUGGAUCCCCUUUUGGUCCACUUGAGGGACCAGUACGAGACACCGGAUGAGACAGAGCAAAAUGAACAAGAAAACGAGUUUUGA
Molecule: messenger RNA, 2464 nt
Organism: Caenorhabditis auriculariae
Lineage: Eukaryota; Metazoa; Nematoda; Chromadorea; Rhabditida; Rhabditidae
Source: the annotation of a GenBank genome assembly